CUCAGGUCCUUCUCGAGCACACGCACACUAUGGCUUUCCGUACAGUAGCUCUUCUAUCUGUCAUAGCUCACCUGACCUUUGGUCAAGGUAUGGGUCAAAUGGCACUUGGCUUUGGUAAUGCUGGAUCGUCUUGGGGUCAAGCGGGACCCGGCUUGGGUCAGGCAGGAGCCGGCUUGGGUCAGGCAGGAGCAUCGUGGGGUCAAGCGGGAGCUGGCUUUGGUCAGGCAGGAGCCGGCUUUGGUCAAGCAGGAGCCGGUAUUGGUCAAGCAGGAGCAUCGUGGGGUCAGUUAGGAGCCGGCUUGGGUCAGGCUGGAGCCGGUAUUGGUCAAGCAGGAGCAUCGUGGGGUCAAGCAGGAGCCGGCUUUGGUCAGGCAGGUGCCGGUUUUGGUCAGGCAGGAUUGGGUUUGGGUCUACCCAAACUUGGUUUUGGUCGACCAGGAGCAGGAUGGGGACAAAUAGGAGGAGUACUGGGCCAGAACACCAUCAACCCUGUCUUCAACACUACCAUCACCUGUACAUUCAGCGCUACAGGGAUCACGGGGUCCUUGACUCUGAGGAGGAGUCAACCAAGCUGGGGAGGAUGGGGUUUGGGUCAAUCCCGCGGAGGUCUGACUGGAUCUGCCGUUCUGAGAACAUCCACUGUGUCAGGAACCUACAACCUCGUCAUCACUGAGAGAUCUCGUGUGGAGGCUGGCUGUACUGCUGAUGGACUCGGACCUGUCCUUGGAAGCAACGUGUGGGGCCAAAGAUGGGGUCAAGGUUUUGGUCAACAGUGGGGACAACAGUGGGGACAAGGAUGGGGUCAGUCAUGGGGCACUGGAACGACCACCACCCCCGGAGUUGUCACCUCUGUCACCCUCUCUACCAACCAGGAGACUGCCAUUGACUUGGGCUCUGCCAACCUACCAUUCAGUCAGAUCGAGAGAUACGGAGGACGUGGCAUGGCUCUGUGCACAUCCUUGACCACUGGCACUGAUGGACGUCAAGUGUGUGUGGAGCCUAUCCUGGCCUGCUGCAAACUGGGAUUCGACAAUCAGGACGCUGUCACCCCGGCAGCCCCUUAAAUAGAUGAAGAACAUAUUUUAUACCUAUCACUCUAAAACCUCCAGAGUAUAUUUCUAAUGGAUACAGAAGAAAAAGAUGACCACAAGGUUUAUUGACAUUAUGUUUGUAAUGUUUUAAUAGCUGGGAUGUUCAAAUGACCACAUAGAUAAACAUAUUGUUUGAAUUAAAGUAGAUCAUUAUAGCUAUGACGCUUUUCCCGAUAAAUGUAAACACUACAAUGUUCAUUCACGAAUAACAUUAUUUUAAGAAUUGUAUGUAAUGAGUUGUUCAAUUAAAGAAAUGUCCAUGUACUCAUUAAAGUGUGUUUGACAUCGUGAAGGAACGAAUUGUACGUGUGUAUUUUAGGCAAAAUGUUAAUAUUCCGUUUUGUGUCAUGUUGCAAAUAUUCUUAAUAUCAUAUCAUUGAAAAUGUUCGUGUAACUGUCUUCCCAAUACAGAUAUGACCAUGUGGGGUUCCUGUUGAACAAUGCAUUGUGUGGUUUUCAAAAUUUAGAAAAUGUACAAAGUGGCAAAUUCAAACCACCGCCAAUUUAAAAGAAAUUGUUUGCAUUACAUGUAAAAAUAUAUUUAUUUAGAAACAUUUUAUCAUAUAAUUUUUUCAUGUCAUAUGCAGUAUUCAUGUAAGCGAAUGCUGUGUGCAAUGCAGAAGUGUAGUAAAUUAUUUAACUAAUAAAAGCAAAUCAAAC
Molecule: messenger RNA, 1751 nt
Organism: Haliotis rufescens (red abalone)
Lineage: Eukaryota; Metazoa; Mollusca; Gastropoda; Lepetellida; Haliotidae
Product: PE-PGRS family protein PE_PGRS33-like
Exons: 5
Coding region: 30-1064 (344 amino acids)
Source: RefSeq, a predicted model, not a curated record